UCUCAUAGGCAAUAAUUCCUACGAUUUUAAAUAUAUAAAAGUAACUACAUUUUACAAAUAAGGAGUAAUUUAUUUCCUAGAGUCCUAGUUGAACAUGGAUACAACCACGCCAAAACCAUACAUCCUACCAGCCGACGCAGUCUGGUUCAUAACCGGCUGCUCCUCCGGCAUCGGACAAGCCCUCGCGCAGCACAUCGCCACCAAAACCGCCUCCCAGCGCGUCGUAGCCACAGCACGCAACCCAGCCGCCCUAUCCGCCGCCACAUCCUCCAUCCCGGACUCCCCCAACGUCCUCAAAACAGCGCUCGACGUCACCGACCCCCACGCCAUCGAAUCCGCCUUCGACGCCGCGCUCGCGCAGUUCGGCCGCGUCGACGUCGUCGUUAACAACGCAGGCUACAACCUCAUGGGCGACGCGGAGGUUUCUCCGCCCGGAAACCGCGGGGCGCGGGAGCUGAUGGACACGAACUUCUGGGGCGCGGUGGACGUGACGAAGCGGGCUUUAUCCGUCUUCCGAGACGUGAACCCGGGGACAGGACAGAUCGGCGGUGUGAUCGUCAACGUGACGUCUAUGGGCGGGUUCUUCGGGUCCCCGGGAAACGCGUACUACCACGCGAGCAAGUUCGCGCUGGAAGGGUUCGCGGAGAGCGUGGCGAAGGAGAUGUUUCCGGAGUGGGGGAUCCACGUCACGUGUGUGGAGCCCGGGGGCACAAGGACGCGGUACGCGGGGGAGAAUCUGAGGAGGAUGGAGAGACAUCCGGAGUAUAUUGGGGAAGGGGGGGCGACGACGGGGAUGUUGGAGUUUAUGGAGAGGAGGGAGUUGCAUGGGGGGUUUGCGAGCGCGGGGGAGGUCGCGGAGGGGGUUUAUAGGGUUGUGGGUGCGGGAGGGAGGAUUCCGAUUAGGGUUCCGCUUGGGAGGGACUCGUGGGGUAUGGUUAUGGCGGAGGUGGAGAGGGUUAAGGCGGAUUUGGAGGAGUGUAGGGAUGUUAGUUGUGCGAUGGGGACGGAGGAUGCGGAGGAGAUGGUGAGGUUGGUGAAAUAGGGGUUGAUGAGUGGGUGAAGAGUAUAGAUGGCGAGGUUUUAUGGAGUUAGGUGUAUUGUGUGUCGAAUAUAACACCUUAGAGAUCACACUGGUAGUCUUCGAAUUUGCUUCAUAUUUGGGUUCAUGUCUGAUCUUUUAUUCAUUUCCUUGAGUACCGAUCGUCCCUAGCUC
Messenger RNA from Annulohypoxylon maeteangense, 1213 nucleotides. Its product is annotated as NAD(P)-binding protein. The transcript has 2 exons. Bases 95 to 1042 code for a protein of 315 amino acids. The record is from RefSeq and is a predicted model, not a curated record. Lineage: Eukaryota; Fungi; Ascomycota; Sordariomycetes; Xylariales; Hypoxylaceae.